AUGGCAUGGGCUGCUGGCACCUGCCCGGGGACACAAGCCUCUCUGCACCAGAGCCAAGGAGUGGGGGAGGAACGAGAAAUCAGGGGGCAGUCGAGGCGUCUGGGAGGGCUACUGGGAGAAGGAGAAGCGGGAGGAGUGAGUUCCGCUGGCGGGGGAAUUGAGGAACAAGAAGAGAUGAUCCGCUUCCGCGGGGGCCUCUCCUGGCCCUUAGGGGAGGUCCGGGCGCGGGAGCCCGGUGGGGCCGGGGCGGCUCCUGGCCUGAGCGAGGUCGGGCAGGACAAAGAAGUCGAACCACUCCAGAAAACGGCUCCUUUUCCCACAUUCGCCAGAGCUGGGGAGCGGCCCCUCCCCCACAGGGGGCCCCAGGACCGGUGGGCGGCGUCGGAAGGAGGCGGGGGGGCACUGGGGGCCGGCGCCAGGGGUUGGGGGUGCGGGGAAGGGGCCGGUGGGGCCGGCUGGGGCCGGCUGGGGGUAGGAUCGGUGGAGGGAGGGGACGAGCGGGGCGGGGAGGGGGCCGGGAAGGGCGCGGGGGUGGGAAAGGGGGGACGAGACCGGCCGGAGUGUGGGGGGGUGCACCACGUGGGGAGGGGACGGCGCUGGGUGAGGAGGGAGCUGGCGCCGGGGCCAGCGCGGGGGGCCGGGAGGGGUCAGGGAGGGAGGGGACUGCGCGGGGCGGGGCCGGGGGCCAGGGGCCAGCGCGGGGGGAGGCGGACGAGCGGAGGAGGAGGAGGAGGAGGAGGAGGGGCAGGGGCCGCGGAGUCUGGAGCGCCGGCGCCGCCCGCGCUCGCUCGGACGGGCUGUCGGUCGGGGUGA
Molecule: messenger RNA, 813 nt
Organism: Phascolarctos cinereus (koala)
Lineage: Eukaryota; Metazoa; Chordata; Mammalia; Diprotodontia; Phascolarctidae
Source: RefSeq, a predicted model, not a curated record